Molecule: messenger RNA, 18862 nt
Organism: Amoebophrya sp. A25
Lineage: Eukaryota; Dinophyceae; Syndiniales; Amoebophryaceae
Source: the annotation of a GenBank genome assembly
CUUCUCGAGGAUUAUAUCAAGAACAGAGCGACACAGCGGACCAUGUCAAGAAGUGUUCAAUGACGAGUAGAAAAGUUGUGGACAGGGGCUUGUCCUUUUGAUGGAAGGUCGAACGAGUGUGAGUUGGUUUAUGCUGCGCUGUUGAAUUCCUCGAGAUAAGGAUCGUGACUGCAUCGACGUCGUAAAAACAGGACAGUUGUAUUGAGAGCAUGAGCAUAUUCUUGGUAAGACCUGCUACAGUCUCUCACUUCGUGCUCGGUCGCGCUGUCAUUCAUGAUUGCAUGAGUUUGGAAAUCACAUCGAGAUCACAUACUAGUAAGUUAUUCCUGAAGAAACAUGCUAUCUCAACACUGAAGACUUCAUGACCAACCAAUCCUUUGCGACAUACACCUCGUAGUUCUUGAUUUUUAUGUCAUAUUAAUUCCUACAUGCAACUACGACGAGCCGACGAGGCAAGCUAGGAUUAAGGCUGUAGCAAAUACAUCUUUCACCGCAUCCCUGAAAAUUAUGCGACCUAGUAUUUUUUGAUUUUAUAAAAAUAUACCUUUUAUGUAGGAAACAUUACUAGUUUAUUUUCAAAAGUGUCAGGAGGCUAAAACUAAACUAGUAAACUACUGCUGCGUUUCUUGUGGGAAAGUAGGCUUGUCUAGCAUCUUUGUUUUUUCCUUGGGAGGGUUGUGCGGUAUGUGUAUGCAGUUGGGAGUAACUACGGGCAGGAAGUGGAAAAAACGUUGCGCGCCUUGUUCAUCUGUGUCCCAGUAUAGUUUUCUUUUUGGUUUCUUGUGUUGUUUUUUAUUAUGGUGUUCGGCCUGUGAAAUUGUGACGGGAGUAGAGCAGCCGUCGGCAAAACUUUUGCGCCUGCGCGUAGUAGCUCACUGGCUGGCCUGGCUUCUUAUAGAAGUGCGGCAUUGGAUCCACGUGUAUCCACCGAGAAAAAAGCCCGGCGAGUUUGAUGGGCUGAACAAUCGGGGGCCACUUUGUCAGCUUGGGCCCCGACGAUGGCGCGCAGGUGGUUUCGUUUUUUUAUUCCGAAGAAAGCCGAACCACUUGGAUGCGUACGAAAAUAAGGCACGCCUUUCCCUCGCCGCCGUUCAACGGCGGGAGAGUGUUGCUGGGUUUUCUUCGGGGAAAAUGGCCCGCCGUUUUUUUUGCCUGAAAAACUGGGCGACCACCGCGGCCGCCCGGGGUCUGGUGACUGCGCUGGCUUUGUUUGUAGUUUUCGGUGAGAAAGCCAAAAACGACACCGGCAGCGUGGCAAAGUAGUGAACUAGAUUGGCCGCCAAGUGAGAUGCCUCGCGCUUCUUGGCGAAACAGUUUCGCCGUGACAAGCAGCGCGAAGGCACUCGCAAAGCAACCAGGGGGGGCUCGUGCUUUUCUUGCGAUGACGGUGGCGAGCUGCGUGCGCCGGCCGACUGGGUUCUCCUCCUUUUAUCUCAUGAAAGUAGGAACCUGCCCGGCGGGUGAAGCAGUUCCGUGUUUUGUUUCUGCGGACACGGGGGAGCGUGACUUGCCGGGUAGUGGGGUGCUGUGUUUUCACUCGGGGAAGCAAAGGAGCGCCAGCGCGUGGCGAAUUGGAUUUUUCUUUUUCACUGGGGGAAGGGGGUGCCUUUUUGGUUGGGCCAUUGGGCUCUGCAUGUUCCUUGCGGGCAAGUAAUAAGCGCAGCCAAGGGCCAGCGGGAAUAAUUUAGUUUGGACAAAAGCACGGCUGCGACUUAGUUGACUUGCUUGGGGGGGCCUCGGUUUUUAUGCGAGGGAAGUGCCGGACUGCGUUGGCUGGCUCUGGGGGUUUUGCUCGUCAUGCGACGGGGCUCGGGGGCUUGUGUAAUGAGCCACAGCGUUCCCGUUUUUCCAUGCACGGAAUGGGGGGAGCCUCUUCGGGUAGUGGGAGGGGUCCUGCUUUUCCACGUGAAAAGGGUGGAGGGUUUAGCUGCUUUGGGGGCUCGGUUUUUCAUUCUUGUCCAAGGUCUGGCAGGACCUUCGCCGCCUGGCUGGGCGGGUUCCGUCUUUUCUGAGGGGUGUCGGCCCCAGGCGCAUGCAAGAGGGGCGCCGGAUUUGUUUCCCCACCGAGGUCACUGGCUCUCGGCAUGGAGAGCGCAGGCGGCCGGCUUGUAGAUUAUCGGGGUGGGUGUUUUCCUUCGGGUGAGAGUUUGGACCACUUUGGCCAAGCGAACAAAGCCGGGGGACUCCUGCGCUGCGAAGUGAUGUCGGCGGCGAAGAGUGGGGGACUAGAUUGGUCGGCGGGGCGGGUUCUCUGUUUUCCUCGCAUGAGAAGCGGGAGCCCCGUCGGCUGGCCGACGGGGUUCGUUUUUUUUCUCGCACCAGGCGGGGGGGAGCCUCGUCGGGCCGGCCGAAGUGGUUCCCUCGUGGUGCUUCUGUGGCGCUUAUGCCUCCCCCGGGGGUGUUUCGGCUGCAGAAUCGGCGUGGGCAUCUGCGGGGGAAGGGGCAGGGGCUUCAUCUGUUGGGGUCGUGUUUCUUCGUCUGUAUUCCCGGGGUUUUGUCUCACGGUGCAACGCUGCCGCCUUUGUUAGUGUCUCUCAUGGGGCUGCGUGCCUCGAAGUUCCUCGGCGGUGUGUCGCUUGGGUGUGCUUCGCGUGUUUUAGCCUCUUGGUGCUUGUCUGUUUCAAGUUUCUCUUGUUGUUUCGCUAUUUCUCUCGCUAGUUUAACCGUGUGGCGCGCUUGUGAGUUGGGAAGAGGGGUGCGCACUCUAGACUACGCACACGUGGCGAGGCCACGCCCGAUGUUCUUUGAAUUAUUCCGAAUAGCGUUGCUCCGGCUUUAUGCUUUCUGGGUGGAUUGGUGGACGGUGCACUAGGGCCUGCGCAUGCUUUGAAGGUGUGCGAGCUCUCCUGAAGAGGAGUUUUCCGCGAAUUCAAUUCUUGGAUGUGGUGUAGAUGAGGUGACGCACGCUCUCCAGGCUGACUCAAGUGACUGACUUCCGCUAACUAUAGCAUGAGACAAAUGCGCGAGGCCUCUUCGGAGGAAGGACGUCUUGAUCUGGUUUUGAGCGCUACGGUGUUUCUAGUGGAAUGACAGGCAAGUGAUGGCAAUCAGACGAGCGACCAUGCACAGACGAGAGUGAGAGAAGUUGAAACUUUAACGAGGAAAAGUGCUGACGUUCACCCCUAAAAAAAUGAAAAGGAAAAUGCUACAAAGUGGCGAAAUGACUUGGACCCCUAUGAAACUAAAAAACGGCGCUCCUUUACAACUCUUGACAAACGUAAUUAUUUGGAGCUCAUUGCUUCUAUAAGCAUGACCGAAGAUCUAUAGACCAUGAGCUUGAGACUCAGUAUAGAUUUUCAUGAGCAAAGCGAGAGAUCCAUCAGGAUGAGCGGCACAGUGGUUUCCUUUGGCGGUGGUGCCGCCGGCGGCGUCAAUGCUCGUGGAAGCCGAUAUACGGAACGGGAGAUCGAGGGUAUGUCGUCUAUCCACGCUGCAUCUCUUCAGCGUCCUGGCGGUGGUCCAGUUGCCAAAGCCUUGCAUCAAUGUAAGACCGGAUACAUCGAUAAGCUUUUCCUAGUUGCUACGGGAAAAGUUCGCACGGUACUACAUCGAUUUGCUUUCUCCUUCGUCACAGUGGCAGACAUUAGGCGAUAAACAUGAGAACUCUUCGCUAAUUCAUGAGGCUUCUUGCGGUUCAAUAAUACGCAACUUACGCACAAAAUUCAGGGCAGUAUCAUCAUGAAAGAACUUGCUAUAUUAAGCGAAGCCUGAAUUUCGUAAAUUCAAUACUUCGCUGCCAUUUAGCAAAAGCAACGAAGUCAUAACAUCUUAAACACAUCGCACAGACUGGGGAGCUGUUAGCGAUGGCGACGAGCAACGGCCGUAAGGCGAUAUGCAUCUACAUUUUUUGCAAGUGGCAGAGCCGUGCUAUGCUCCGCGCUUUUCCGAAGAAUACUCGCGACGGACUUAACGUUGUCAACAAGAUGACUGGCAACGUGGAGACGUCGCACGAGAUGUCGCUUUCGGAGGUAUUUCGUAACGUCAUCUAUCUUUGCUUUAUCAGAAAACGAGGUGAAAGAACUUACUUGGGCAUCUUUAGACUUUUUAGAAAAGUGGCAGCAAUACAAAAGACGGGCACUUCACUGAGAAGCUUCAUACUCGUUUUUUCAUGAGACAAAACCUAUCCUUCCACAGUGCGCUGAAUUUCUGCUGCUCAUUGAGAACUUGUCGGACAUCAGCUGCUGGCGGCUUCUCUUCGAUAUGACGCAUUUGGACGAGAUUCCUGCGAUGGCGCCAGAGGAGCUGGAUACGUUGUGGACGGAGUACAUACUGGCGUAUCCGUUUCCCGACGACUAUCGGGCCGCAAAUGGAUUUGAUGCCCAGGGCAGUCCAGGAGGCCACCGUGGUGAAGGUCAGGGUGAACGAAUGGCGGGGCUCCUUCGUUUCAACAACGAGAAUGAUGGUGACGACCAGUCAGGCGGCGGCCCAGUGCCCGCGGCAUCAUCUUCAUCUUCCGGUGCUGGUGCCUAACUUAGACUUUUAUUGAUGACUCAGACUUGAUUAUUGAUUCACGUCCUUUUUAGAAAUUUAAAGGAGUGGCAUCUUCGUGUUGAGCGUGAUUCUAAAAAGUUUGAAUCUUUUCUCUUCUCAUAAACAAGGUGCUCGAAGAAGCAGCGCUGCGGUCACCGGGUCGCGGAAUCAGUCGAAGAGCAGCGCGUCUUCUGGCCAUCGUCACGCGACGGCGACGCCAAAUACUUCUGGGCGUCCAUGUCGUCCUUCGGGUUCGUCCGCCGCAAGCUCUUCUGCUUCUUCACCCAGUGCAGCUGAUGAGUUUGAAGCCGUUCAGCAGGAGAUGAGGAGGGAGUUGAAGAAGAUGACUGAGAACGCGAUCAAGCAGCAAGAGGAGUUCAACAAGGUCAGACUGCAUCUGGAGGAGGAAAUCAAGAGCUUGCGCUCUGCUGCGUCAACACCUGUUGCGGCGCCCGCUGGUCCAUCUGCCGUCGUUCCUGGUGCUGAUGAAGCUUCUCGUGGGUUGCUUCGGAAUGGUAUAGAUAUCUUCAAUGAUGGAGAAAGCAUCUCAGAUCCUACCAGAAUGCACUACUUGUUCGCCUUCGGCUAUUCUAUCGCUUCGCUUUUCUAACUACAGGCGCGGACCCCAACUUCGCUAACCGACGGGGAACCUCUUCGUCGAGCUCUUCCAAUAGAUUGCAGCAGAGUCGCGAAGCGAUCGCGCAACAAGCUCAGGAGAUCAUGCAUCCUCAACCAUAUGUACGCCAGACGCGGCCUGCUGUUUCAAUGGAUGCUUUUGCACGGGGUCAACAGACGGCGGGUUCUCGAGUUGGAACAUCAUCCAGCAGCAGUACUAUACUUUUUAGAUUAUUUAAAUACCUGCUCACACGUGAAGCUCUUUUUCGUCUUUAAUCUAAAUCCACCCUUAUCAGAAUUUCUAUCAGGUAGUAGCUGGCCAUCAAUGUCAUCGUCUUCGUCCGCCGUGGGAAUGCAGCAGGGUGGGAGUGGGCCUUUCAUUGAGGACGCAGGUCAUCGCGCGGCCUACCAGCGUGCUCGUUCUCGCAUUCCGGAUUACGAUAACGUAAUGCGAAACGUCCAGGGUCAGUACGUUCCGCCGGAUCUAGCACGACCAGGCAACGAGAUGCUCGUGGGAGCGCCUUUUAGCGGACAUGCGUCAUCCUAUCAGCGCUCGGCUCUAGGCGGCCACCCAGGAGAUCAAGAUACUCCCGCUGCGAGCAGUAACGCUUCGUUCAGUCGGGUCUGCCAGCCGGUUUUCACUCCUCAGCGACCGCCGCUGGGGGUAGAUGUGCGUGUAGGACAGCAGAACGGCGUCUACCACCAGAUGCUGCAGGCGGGGAACGGUGGUCCGCAGGUCAACCAACAACAGGCGGCGCAAGCUGCUCGGCAGGUCAUGCUUCGAAACAUGGCACGUCAAGGACAGCAAGGCCUUCGCGCAAGACAGCCUGACAACACCGCGAAGAGCCAUGCUUCCAACCUGUCGGACCCCAGUGUCGUCGCGUCGCACGGUCCUCCGUCUCGAGGCAAGUUCCGGCACCUGCUGAAGGAAGAGGAUCUGAAUUCGCAGGACACUCCUCCAGCAGCGAAGCGCGCCAAGGGCACCUCCAAGAACACCACCACCCAGGACUUGGAUGCGCUUCAACACCGCGAUGAGGUGGCUCGCACGCCUCCAGGCUCGUUCCGACUGGAUGGAUUCGUGGUUGCGGAUGAGGAGGACGAAGCUGAAACUGCAGCUGCGGAGCACCAGCAGAUGGUGCAGGAGCAGUAUGAGCGACAGAUGGGCCAGAACGGUGAGGAGGUGCUGCAAGCUCAUGGUCAGGAAGGUGGAAUUGACCCGAAAGACUUGUAAUGUCUUUUCCACAUGUGGAGACUCUCUGGUGGGGAGAUGGGUGGUGUCGUGGUGUAAUCUACGCACCAAGAAGGUUGUUGCUUGUGGUUCAGGAUGUUGACAUGCCUAGUCUUUUUUGGUAUCAUUGGGGAGAAGAAUGCUGUAAGUUUUUUUCGAGCAUGUAGCGUUCUGUUCCACUUGCGACAACACAUGACGUUUCGUUUUUUUUCCUUGGAGUACUGAGUCAAGCCUUUCACUUAUCUGAUGACCACUACCAUCCGGGGACAGUUGCUUUUUUUAAAUGAACACUUAAUGCACCACACAGUCAAACACAGCCACACACAGACAAAAUGUACCCUACAUGUUAUUGGAAAUUUGAACCACUUGGGGCAGGAGUAUGCAAAUGAGACGAGUGCUGCCGCGAGAGUGUCUUGUUCAACAACUUGGUCGCGCUUUCUGUGAUCGUUCUUCUUCGCUAGUGGAUCUCGCGCUCUCUCUAUCGGCUUGCGCUUCGUCUCGCAGUGAGCAUCGGCGCUUCGUAUUUUGAGCCUACAACUUUCGCUCUUCGCUAGCCUCGAGCUAAUCGCUUUUGUGCCUCACUGACUCCAAAGCCUUCGUAGACAGGCCCUCGCGCUUCUCAUACGGUAGAGUCUUUCUUUCUUGGCUGAGCAUUACCUUGCUUCUUUUCUGGAGACGAAAAUGGUCGACGCUGCCGCCCCUCCAGACGGAGGGAGCGCGCCUGUCGAAUACGCUCGACUGUGGUCUACAAACCCGACCUCGAUAGGUCUUGAAAUACUAACGGAUCCAGAUUCUGGAAAUCUUGUCACGACUGCUUCCGUCAACAUCUACAUGCUAGGCGCGCCGCUCAAAUCUGUAGCUCUUCUUCGAUCAGCCUCUUUCUCGAUGCCUGAAUACUUCGACAACCAACUGAACUUCAACUAUGGGAAGCUCAGGGCGGAGUCCGCGGCAACUGUUCUAGAGUGCUACAGUCAACAUCUUCAACUUCCUCACAAGUACUACUAUAUGCGUGGCACAUUAGCUGGACAAGGAAAGACUCGCGAGAGUAGCUUCGUAAAUAAACAACAAGGGGGAGAAGCGUGGAGGGGUCCUGAUCAGAUCACUUUGCCAGCACUGCUGCGAGCGAUGCAGAACAGGAUCGUCCGCGAAAGCAAGAAGCGAAGGGCAGACACUGACCAUUCUCUAGAAAUGGCUGCGGCAUACUCCGGGAUUCUUCUCGAGCCGUUUAUCGAUCUUGGCGUAGUGGGCUCUCUGUCGCGAACUGUGCAUACUGGAGCGCAAGUAAGCUGCAACGAGAUCCCUGACCUAGUCCAUUCUGCACAGAUGGAGGCGUUCGAAGGUAGUAUCCUUUGCUGUAAUCUUGCCUAGUCUAGAGCUGCGCUGUGAGUCGGUAUCUCGUCUUGAUAGAUAAGCACGAGCAGAGACAGAAUAGCCAAACUCUGGACUUCGGGGUCUUGCCUGCUUGAGCCUAACCCUUAACUCCAGGCUUCUUGAUUCUUCUUCAGGUCCUCCUUUUGAUAGGCUUCGUAGCUCAAGUUGCAUGUGAUGCUUCUUCGUCGAUUUCUUGCUUGUCCGCACACUGCUCGUAAGCCACUGACUUUUCUUACCACACAAGUGCGCUGCUUCAUAUAUCGGAACUCGUCAUAUUCCUCUUCAUGAAGUUUGGUUUUGGAUAAAGUCAAAAAUUUAGAGUUUAGAUUUUUUAGAAAAUCUGUUUCAAAUUUAGAUUUAGAAAAUUUAGAUUAUAUGGCCAGGAUUUCUGUGAUCAGGUUGUAGCGCAUCUUUUCGAUUUUGCACAGCCUAUUCCGUAAAAUUCUUCCAGAACUUCUUGACUCGUCUACCUGACUAGUUAGAGUUGUCGCUUUAUAUUCCGUUGUAUAUAAGUAGGAUUCUUCUUAGAGCAUAUGGCGAAAAAUACAACUCAAUUUGAUCAGUCAAGUUGAGCUGUAUUAUUUUGAGUCAAUAUUUAUGAGUAUGUAUGGAUAUGUAUGAAUAUGUAUUAGUUUGUAUGACUCUGUAUGACCUCAUAUUUCAAGGGGAACACUCCCCAGGCUGACUUAAGAAUCUUGGAAUGUGUGAGAUAUCGAGAGAUCUCGACGAGUUCCGUCCAAAUAUGACAACAUACGGCGCCAUACUGCUUCAUAUUCUUCUCUCCGCAGGUUACUUGACGCUUGGCCGGAUGUCGGUAGGAGAGUACUUGAUGUAUGUUCUAACCUUUGGGUACGCCGGCUUACUUGACAGGACUGCAAGACUUCUGCGACGCUCUUAUGGAAAGCUGAUCGAGGAUCCAGGCCUCGAACUGCAGAAAGGUGAUCAAAAUUUAUGAAAGUGGAAAUUUUGUUUUUAUCAACUUGCUUUGUGAUUGUGUAGACAUGAAAACUUGGAACUUCGUGAAAGCAGCUUGCGCCUCUUGUUUAAUCAUGCAGAAAGUACAGCUCCUUCGUAACAAAAAGCUCUCAGGCAGGCCAGGGACAAAGGGUGACGCGCUAAAGGCUUGGAGUGAGAGAACUGGCUUGCUUCUCUUGCCUCGAUGCUUCAGCUCAUCAGCCAAGCGCAAGCUUGCGGGAGUGGCUUGUGGACCUACUGCUUCAUUAAGAAAUAAUCAUAGGGCUUCUCAUUUAGUCGACUUCUUCAAAAAUUCUGCAAGCCCAGUCUUCAACUACUUAUUGCUACGCUUCGACCUAGAUGCUUGAUCUAAGAACUCCUCCUUAUCCAAAUCAGGCUGGGUUCGCGCGGCCGCUGCCAUUGAUGACCAAGUUGUCUGUGGAGGUUUAGAUGUGAACGUGAAUGGACCAGGGCGGCCUCGCAUGUCUUUUGCGGACAGAAUUCAACCUUUGGCGAGUCGUGACGAGUGUGACGAUACAACCUACAAGGCUCGUGUAGUACUGACGUGGGGGCAUCUACUCCAGCUUCUUUCCUUCAAAGUAGUGCGGAAGUACAGCACUGACUUCCGGAACAAGACCAAGCCCAUAGGCUUCAAGGGAGACGGCGUCUCAAUAGGCGGCAGACAGUUCGAAGCUUGUCGACUCAGGUCGGACUGGUUUGGCAGUGGUUGCUACAUGACACUGCCAAUGCCACCACUGAUGGCGCCGCGCUAUGGGGACAAGGAAAUAGACAACUUCUGCAAGACCUACAUCAGAUUCAGAAGAAACGAAAAAGAGAAGAAGGAGUUUAAAGAGACGUGCAUGCAGGCGGCAUUUCUUGCCCGCGUAUCUGCGUUAGUUCUCGACGGCCGCUUGGUUUUCGAUAUUCCAGCUCACAUUUCGUCGGACCGAGGGCCAUCGCAGUGUGGAUUCUUCUUCUGGGCAAUGUUGGAAGCUCAUCUGCCAGUCUUGUUCAAUCCGGACACACAUCACAUCAGCAGUAACGACGUGAAGCACAUCGUCAAGGCUUUCUUGCAUCCUGAUUUUAAUCGUAUGCUGAAGAUAAGAACUACAGCGGAAGGCACCCAGAGCAUCAAAAUGGCGAACUUUCUGAACAGGUUCUGCGAUCUUCCAGAGGGAGCAGCUUUAGAUCUAUGCGCAGAGAGCAUGGCGGACCUAGUAGUCAAGUUCGGCGAAGUAGAUGAGAACCAAUUGGAGAAGAAGAUAAAGGACAGGGCUUUCGGAUUAAUAGCAGACAUGACAACUGCCUGUAAGCAGAAACGAUUCGCAAAGGAAGGGUACGCGUUGGAGCUGAUCGUCGGACAGUGGGAAAUUUUCUUGAUCGUCGUAAUUGCUCUCCUUCGGCAAACUCGACCGCAGUACUUUGACAUCCCCUUGCGGCAAUAUAUGGGGAAGCCGGUGGCGGAUGGUGCUGCAAUUCCUGUGAGCUUCAGUGCGGACCAGGUGAAGCUGAUGUACCUUCGCCUCGACCAGGAUGAUCAGGCCAGCGAAAUGGAGACAGCGCGUAUUUUUACCUUCUUUGUUGAGUCACUUAUCUAGAGAUGAUCGCUGCUGUGAUCGAUUGACGCGCGACGCAGUCCUUCUGACUGAGGCGUCGCCGCUCUAAAUUUGUAAGAGUGGAGAUCUUUUCAUGAUUUGGGCUGACGUUUUUCCUUGUCACCUCAAAAAAUUGCCACUCAAAUCCCUUUUGCUUCAGUUGCGAACAUGCUCCAUACGAGUACCGACGACUUUCGGGAUGAAUUGCAGAAAGAAAAGGACGAGCUGCGUGAGCAGACAGCGGCGAAGAACAGGUUCGGCGUGUUCAAUAAAAGCGACGAUCUAGUAGGAGGAGACGGGUUUUUUCUGGCAGAUACGUCGCGGGCCCAGAAGAUCAAGGACUUGAAGGUGGAGAAGAAGCUGGAAAAUGCGAAGAACGGAACUACUGACAUCAAGCGGCCAAAGGAGCCUGUGCUUGAUCUUUCUACUUUAGUGGUGAUGUACAAGUACCUCACGAAUCCAGAGGAGAAGCUGAAUUGCUGCGUGUUGCAUCGAUGCACGCGUCCACAUAUGUGGUUCCACAUGUUAAACAUCACACUGACGUGGCGGAACUUGUUGUCUCGAAAAUGCUUCUUUGCAGAGGGGCCGGCGCAAAUGAACGAGUUUGCUAUCAUAUGGAACGAGGAGCAUCCCGAGCAGCUGAAGUUUCACGCCCGAUCGCAUUUCCGUCACAGUGUGAACAUUCUAGCAGAGAAGACGGGGACGAUAUUGACGCAGGUACUUUUUCUGAGACUUAUAGCUUGCCCAAACAUCUGGCAGUCCAUGGCGUUCUCUGGAGCGUUUCUGUGCGCCAGCCUUUGGCUGUGCAAGAUAUUGAAGGUCUUUUUCUAGGUCAGAGCACUUCUUCGCAAACACUUUGAUGCUUUAUGCUGCGGCCUCGAUGCGUGGCAUUGAUAUAGUCCCUCCUUGAUUUUUCUGAUGGAGAGCCAAACUCUUAAUAAAUUUUUCUGUCCAGAUGAUAGCAAUCGCAGCGAAGAAUCACUUCAUGCGCAUGAGUCUUUGGUUCCGGCCUUUAAUGUAUGCGGAGCUCGAUAGCAUGGAGAUUGGACUUGAGGACCUGCGAAGGAUGGCACAGGAGCAAGAUCUGGGGCCGAGUGUAAAUUGGAUACUGUACCCGAAGGAGGAGUCCCAUAUAAUGAGGGACGGCGCGACCGCGCAGUAUGGGACGGCGCCGCCACUUUAUGCGCAUGACGUCGUGCUUGAAGGCCGACUCGGUCAGGAAGGAGUUGAAGAAGGCGACGUCUUCGCAGCUCAGGGUAGUUGUGAAGGCUUUACUUGCUUCCAGAGCUUCGAGCUGAAGUCUAUCAGGGCGUACGAGAUCAUGCUCAGUGUGCAGCUUGCUCUCGUGUCGAAUUCGAACGCGCCACAGGCUCGGGAUGUAACAGCGCACAUCAUGAAGAUCCACAAAACCUACGUUGUUUCCACAAUGGUGAAGCACUUCAUGCAGAACAAGACAGAUGAACUAGUGAAGUUUCUGAACGAGUGGCAGGAAGCAAAUCCGCAGGGCGACCGCGAUAUCGAAGCGAAAUUCGCGGCAAUGAGCAGGGCAGCUAAGCAUGCCAGCAACCCGGGCUACAUGCGUGACGUACUUCACUAUUUUACUAGACACAUCGAGGAACGUUCUAGCAUCUUUGUCAGUUAUAGCCUCACCGUUUGCGUCUAGAUUUUCUCACAAAAAGACUGCCCUCUAAUAGACAGGACGGCGCACGUUGUUACACUAAGAGAGGCAGACCACUCGUGACCACUUCUGACUCCCUCAGUGAGGCUCCUACUAGAUACCACGAAAACGCUUACAGUUCUUUCCUUGGCACGCGGCGGAGACUCUGGCGCCGACCUACUUGCCGUGGAUGAAGCCUGACGAGUCAGGUAUCAAGAAACCGAGAAAAAUAGGAACGGCGGAGUCUUUCUCAGCGUUGGACGGUCGUGAGCUCUUGUCGAAGUUCGGCUGUGAGUCGAUCGAAGAUCUACAUCGACUUCUAUGGGAAGGAGAGACCUCGUUUGAGCAGCGUGCUAUCGGUUUAGCGAGUAUUGGGGACGUUUUUCGGUUUCUAGCGUUGCAUCCUACGUCUGCUGACCUGCCAGAAGGCCUUUCUGCUAUCGAGGCUUUGCGGCAGUACCUGUCAAACCAGCCACCGGCUACAGAGAAAGAAACUCGGGAAGAAGUCAAGAACAGUUUGCAAGUGGAGCCGCACAGUCACCUUUUGACUGAGAAGCAGCUUGAAUCACUCGCGCAGUUCACGUGUGCUCUUGACAAAAUGAACAACAUCAUCUUCUGCGAGUUCAUCGCGAUGGAGCACGGGCGAUUCAUCACUGACGAAAGUGAGGUGGCGCGGGCACAGUGGAGGCGGGGGCAUCAUUUGACGAUCCAAGUGCAGGGCAUUCUGGACCACAACAUGGCGCGGAACCGGCCAACUGUUCUCGUUGCAAAUAGGUCACCAAAAGGAGGCCCGCGAUAUUUCAUGGUGUAUGGGACUGUUUGCAAGCUGCACAUAGUUCAGGCUGUAGAAUUAGCCUUCUUCGAGGAAACUCGAAUGGACAUUGUCUGGGACGACCUGGAGAACUUCAUGGAUGUAGAUGAGAACAGAGGGAGCGCGGGCGCACAAGCUAGAAACGGUGCUAAGUUUUUGCUUUGUAGCACCUUGUUUCUUGAUCAUGGCGUAGCGCUUUUUGAGUUUAUGACGUCUUGCCCAGUGGCUUCGUGACUUGAAUCUCUCAAAUCAUUUAAGGGCAUAAGCUUCUGUCUGUCGGACGAAAAAGAUAGCUGGCUACCUUCAUUAUUUACUUUUCCACUUCUUUCAGGUGCUGACGUGAAUGGGGCGAAGGCCCCGGACACUUUCCCGGCAGAUGUAAGGGAGAAGUGCAUGGUUGUGCCUCAAGGGAGAGAGCACUGGGUAGUUCCUUUUCCGAUGCGAAAUGCGGUAUCCGAGAAUGAGAGCAGGAUGAAGGCAUUCAUGUUGAAGAGCGACUCCAUCUGCACGAUCCAGGGCGAGGACAUGGGUGAGAUCUUUCUGCUGGAUAAUGCGAGGUUUGUACCUGGUCCAUCGAACAUCGUCACAAUAGGCCUCCCAGACACGGUCCAGCGCCCCUGCUUGUAUGUAGCUGAGAGGGAGGGCCUCAUCCUUGACGACACCUUCGCGCAGGGACAUCGUGGCGCCAAGAAGGCGAUGCUGAUUGAGUUAGUUGCUCUUCUUGUACAUGAACACCCGGCAAUUCUGAACUGUUUAGCUGGGCCAGCUUUUCGACUGGUAUGGGCUGGCGAUAUGCUCAGCGUCACUGUAUUCGAGACGGAGGAAGAUGGCAGCGUCGUCGAGUAUGGUCGCAAGCUGCGUGAGAAAGCUCUGGCUGAAGCCAGGAGGCUGCAGGCGGCUUGGGUACCGACGGCAACUGUGAAUAUCGGCGUGAACUCUGCAGCGGAGGCGGAGCCAGAUGUUGACGCACAGGAGGACAUCAGCGACGACGAGCCGCUCCUCGCGGCCACGCCUGGCGCUCCUACGUCGAACACGCGGCCAAACGCCGACGCUUCUGCUGAUGUUUCUGCAACAGGAGGUGCUCGCAAGCGUCGCAAAAGUGUGGAACUGGAGCCACCCGCGAAAAACAAAGAUGAGGGCGUCGUUGUGAUCGAGGAUAGUGAUGAGGAAAAUGGGGCGGACUUGAAAGCCCCCGUUGGAGCUCUGAACGAUCCGGCAGACACUGUUGCAAAAGAAGAAGAUGGCCAGAUCGUGCCUAAUCCAGAAGAUGACUUUCCAGACGACGUGAUAGGCUUGGAGGUAUACAAGUGCUUCAUCGACCAGAUCGGGCUAACUGUGCGGGAGUGGAUCGAGGUGUACUACGUCUGCCGCUGGGGCAUGGAGGGGGCGCAAGACAUCCUCCUCGAGUCUCAAUUUUUCGAAACCACAGAAGUCGUCGUUGACAAUGAGCCGAAGACAAUGCAAGUGAUUACACUGUCGACCACCGCUGUAAAAGCAGUCACACUUCUGAAAGAGGCUGGGAAGAAGUCGCGUCAGAAUAUCGCUGAGCAGAAGAAGCGGGUGAACAGAAAAAAGCAGAAGAAGGAGGAUCCGCCGAAAGAGAAGAAGCCAGCUGCGCGCAGCAACAACAGAUUCGACAAUCUUGUCGAAGGUUUGACAGAAGCCCAGAAGAACCCGACUGCCCUCCCGGGACAGGAGCGACUCAAGUCGCCGACGAAGACCCGGCAGAAAGCUGUACCAUUUUCAUUCUACAACUUUCUAUCUUUUUGACUACUUGACUCCUAUUUUCUGACAUCAAACUGGAGAGCUUCCCAGAAAAUCUUACCCUUCUAAACUUCAGGAUGCUCCGGUUGCCGAGAAGAGACCCCAUGAAAAUAUGUUCUACAGUACGGACCCGAUGGAUUAUUGCCCUGGCAGGAUGGAGGAGGAGGAUCUCGUUGAAGAUGAUGAGUACUCGCCUGAAGAAAUCGAGGCUGUCGCGAAAGAUCUCAAAGAAGGCAAAGGCAGGGCAAAGCUGGCUGCUUCGGUGUUGUCGUUUCACCGUGACGACGUUGACCUAGCCGGGAUGCAUAUAGCAGAGCUCAGUCGCAAGAUGAAAAUCCGAUGUCCCACCUGUGCGAAGCACAUCGGAUGGUGUAAGAAGGUGUGGGUCACGCAUAAUGGGCCUGCGCUUUUGUACAAGGGUCCCGCGGAGGGUGAAUCGUGGAAGUCCGUAGCUUGCGGACCAGCUCGGCACCUCAGUGCUUUGGAGAAGAAUGGCGCGGUGUCGUGCAUGUGUGGAUGGUGGAAAAAAGGCCAGCUCUGGUCUUACUCAAACUGUGAGGAGUUGGCGCCUCUACACAAGGUACACGCAUGCGCCAUCAACGUCGCGACUCAGAAGCUCAUCGGCAUGGACAGCCACUGCGUGGAGAAGUGUGUCUAUCAUAAAUCCAUGAAAUUCUGGGGAAGAACUAAGACAUUUAAAGCACGUAAACAAAUGGAAUGUGACGAAGAGACGUAAACUCGUGAAUUCUAGGGGGGUCAUCUAUCAUCUCAACACAAGGCCACGCGCCGACUUCGGAUGUACAGAAGGUUGAACAGCAUAGAAAACGAACUCUUUUUGCAAGUCAGUAAGUACCAGCUAAGUGGGCUAGUUUUUUGCUUCAGUAUGUACUUUGUUUCGGUUGUCUUGAUCUGUUUUUGCCGUCAGUUUUGCGCUUGAUUUUGAUAUGUAAAUACUUUGAGCUUUGGCCUUUUUUGAAACUUCUCAUCACUCAGUGCACCUCUUGCAUAGCACUCCCAAAGAACGCACACCAUGUAUUCCUCGAGUAUUCUCGCCAGGCUCUCCUUGAUGGCUUUCUGUGUGACUCGUAAUGUUGGAAAGUAUUCCCUCAAUUUCUCUCAAAAUAUUCUAUAAGUAGCUCUGGGGCAUGCGAAUCCAGAAGAAUAAAACGCAUAUAUCAGGCUCAGAUUCCUUACGUUUUCCGAUCGGUUAUCGUUUUCUGCUAAUAAACUGCUGGGAGUAUUGGACACAAAUCUAACAGGUGUAAAAGUGCGGUCUGUCAUCUCGUGCAAUGUUGCUGGAGCUUGGGACUCAGAUGCUGGUCAUGGAAAGAAAGUCAGAAGCAUCAAUCGGUUAAAUGCGUGAGAUAUACGUUACUAGUUCAUUUUUCAUAUGAAUAAUUUUUGUAGAAUAUUUAGUUUUAUAAUUUUCAGGGAUGAGGUGGAAAGAUGAAUAUUGAAUAGCGUUAAUAGGAGGAAAGUGCGCUUUUGAUGGUUUUACAUGGUGGUAGAAGUAAAGAACUAUUUGAAUUUUGAUGAAGAAAGAUACGACGAACUAGUACCUCUAACUUGAACUUCCUAAUGCAUUUUACCGGAGGAACCUAACUACAACAACCUAACUGUACCUAGAAGAGAAGAUCAUUAAAAAUGUGUCCUUCACCUUCGUCUGAAGGCGGACUCCGAGUCACUGCAAGUGCGUCGUCUUCCAGCUCUCUGGAAGCCACCAAGGCUGUGAAGGUAGAGGAUGAAAGCAGUAAGGAGCUAAAUGUUGCAGCCGUCGCCCAUGACCGCAUGCUCUGGAGGAGUAAGCCUGCUGACGACUUCACCUAUUCCGAAGACGUGGAACCUCAUGUCAAGAGGAGACGACAGAUUUUGGAGAAGCACCCAGAGAUAUUGCAGCUAUACAAACCAGAUCCGCUCAGUGCGGUACUUCUGCCUACUACAAAAUUAGAGCUCGUAGGUUUUGGUUUUCUUUUUCACAAUCUUUCUCUAUGUUUUUCGCUGCUUCACCUCUUCCUAGAAAAUGAAGACACCAUCUGUGACGGUGUCUGUCUCUGUGUACACGCACAACACUCCGGGCUGUCUAUCUGCUCCCUUCAGGUCUUCUGUCUCGGCACCGUUUUUGUGCAGCUUGCGGUGGCAACAUUGAUUUCAAUAUAUGAUGCUUCCUGGCCAGUGGUGUUUGUGUUGGCUUACGUUAUCAGUGGGACUAUGAAUCACAGUCUCGUGCUUGCGAUGCACGAGCUCAGCCAUGAUUUGUGGUUCAAAAACAAGAAAUUCGGUCUGGUUUUCGGCUGGUUCAUCAACUGCCCGACAUGCGUGGCAUCAGCGAGCACAUUUAAGAGGUAAGUACUUAGACUUACUCAUGUGAGUUGCUGGAUAUCAAGGUUACUACCUCAGUAGCCAGGACAUCAGAAACAGGAUGAGCAUUCCCUUAUCUCUAGCUGUACUUUAACUUUCUUAGGGUUUCUGUCACUGUCACCAACACCAUCUAACAACGUCGGUCACUCCCCCAUCAUCUUAUUACAGGUAUCACCUCGAGCACCACACUUACCAAGGCAGCGAGAAGAUGGAUGCCGACUUGCCAACUGCAUUAGAGGGAAAACUUUUUCGAUACACUGCUACCAAGGCCUUGUGGGUCGCAUUACAGCCGUUUUUCUAUGGUCUGAGACCAAUUUUAGUGAAACCCAAACCAGUCAGCGUCAACGAGAUCAUGAACUGGGUUGUCGUUGGAACCUUCGACUACCUUGUCGUGCAGAACCUCGGCUUGAAAGCGUUCUGUUACCUCUUUUAUGGUGAUCAUCGAUGUGGAUAAGUACUCCUUCUGUUAGUACUAGAAAAAUGUACAUGCAUUGCUGCUGUACUCUUUGCCUUCGUCUUUGACUUUGUGUAGUAAGUUGGAUGAACUAUAAACCCAAGAACAUGAUAACCAGAAGCACUCAGAAUAAGAAGGUACUUAGUAAGUUGUAUGAACUAUAAACCCAAGAACAUGAUAACCAGAAGCACUCAGUCUGAAGAAUAAGAAGGUUUCCCUGUGAUCGUGUAGAAGUCGCACCUCCACGCCCACUGUUACUCCCCCUGUUAGAUCUCUCUCCUUCAUUCUCUCCUCGGUUCGGUGCUUGGACUGGGCUUGCACCCUAUGGCUGGCCACUUCAUCGCGGAGCACUUCGAGUUUAUCGAAGGCCAAGAGACCUACUCAUACUACGGUCCGUUGAACGUCUUCGCGUACAACGUCGGGUACCACAAUGAGCACCACGACUUUCCCCGAGUUCCAGGCCGUCUGCUGCCGCAGGUGAGAGCCAUGGCGCCAGAAUUCUACGACAACCUGCCGUACUACGACUCAUGGACCAAGGUGUUGUUGGGCUUCAUCUUCGGCAAGAAUAUCAACUGCUUCUGCCGGGUCAAGCGAGGACCUUAAGUGCAAGUGGUACUCCUUAGUAGAUACACAUACUACGCCAUCACAGCAGGAAAUCGAACAAAUGUAGUGGGUAGUAGAGUUUGAGUUAAAUCUUUAGGUUCAGGUUGAUGAAAUUUUUGAUAUUUUGCGUCACGAUAGAUUAGUUAAUAUGGUAGGGUCUUAGCUACACGAAACAAGGUUUGGGGACAAAGGUCUUCAUCUUCUAGUACAGUAGAGAGGAUAAUUGAGGAGCACUCUCAGCGCUUUCAGUGCUGCUACAGUUACGUCGCUCCACUUAGUACAAGUUCAAGUAAGAGGUACUACAUUUCAGCUUUCAAUCACAAGGACAAGCACAAGUUCCAACUCCAACAUAAAGAUUCAUGGUAUGAUAUCGUUGUAUUCAUCUUCAACAGUUCAAAUUACCACCAGUUUCAUCAUCAGACUUCAUUCACUAUGAUAAUCAAGGGUACAUUUUCCUCGCAAAUUCGGUUUGCUUGUAUUUGCUGAGCUCGAUUGUCAUCUUGUUCCUUAUGAUCUAGGUUACACUUACAUUCAUCAGAAAUUGAAAUCGAGGGCUACAACAACUCGAUAUUCUUGCAUGUUUCAACAAGGAAGAUGAACAACAAGAAUCUUUAGAACAUCAAUAUUACCGAUAAAACAAAAAUCAUGUGUCCAGAACGUGUAGAAGAUUUACAAGCAGGUGAAAAUCUUGUACGUAUCAUGUGCGGCGCAAUCGAAGAAGGCGACAAGUUCUUCCACCUACGAGAACAUGAUAAACAUCAAGAUGAUCUUCAGAUGAAGUCUUAUAAUAAAGAAUUUUAAUUGAUUUGAUUGGGAAAAAAUGCAUGUUGUAAGUACGCUAAAGAACAAUUUCGCCGAUGACCAAAUGUCAUCUUGUGUGCAGUGAUUUUUGGACGACUUGGCGGUUACUCUUAAUUCGAAAAAUAUUAUAUCUAGAACUACAAGUCGUGGUCUCUACUUAGUGACUACUACUAGUUCGUUU